ACACAGUUGCUUGUUUUCAAUGUCCUGAUGAUCAAUAUGCAAACCAUGACAAAGAUGGGUGCAUGAUGAAGACAAUUAGUUUCUUGUCUUAUGAAGAGCCUUUAGGACUCAGUUUCACCACUGUUGCUAGCUUAUUUUUCGUCACUACAACAUGGGUACUUGGAACAUUUAUUAGGCACAAAGGCAGUCCCAUCGUCAAAGCCAACAACCGGGAUCUCACCUACACUCUCCUCAUCUCCCUUCUCUUCUGUUUCCUCUGCUCUUUGCUCUUUCUUGGACAACCUGAGAGAGUCACCUGUCUCCUCAGACAGUCUGCAUUUGGUUUCAUCUUCUCAGUGUCCAUUUCUUGUGUGUUGGCCAAACGCAUCCUUGUUUCUCUCGCCUUCAUGGCCACCAAGCCAGGAUCUCAGAUGAGGACAUGGGUAGGGAAAAGACUGGCCAUUUCUAUUGUCCUUUUCUGUUCUCUCCUCCAAGCGUGCAUCUGUAUUGUGUGGUUGUCAACCUCUCCCCCAUUCCCAGAGUUAGAUAUGCACUCAGUCACUGAAGAAAUGAUUCUACAAUGCAAUGAAGGGUCAGUCUUUAUGUUUUACUGUGUCCUGAGCUACAUGGCGCUCCUUGCCUUUGCCAGCUUCAUUGUGGCUUUCCAGGCUCGUAAACUUCCUGACAGCUUCAAUGAAGCCAAGUUCAUCACCUUCAGCAUGUUGGCCUUCUGCAGUGUGUGGAUCUCCUUUCUUCCAACAUAUCUGAGCACUAAGGGAAAAGCCAUGGUAGCUGUGGAGAUCUUCUCCAUCUUGUGCUCGAGUGCUGGGCUCCUAGGAUGUAUCUUUUUCCCCAAGUGUUACAUUAUUGUGUUGAGGCCUGACUUAAACAACAGGGAGCAACUGAUAAGAAGACAUGUUUAA
This is a messenger RNA of Python bivittatus (Burmese python), 902 nucleotides long. The record is from RefSeq and is a predicted model, not a curated record. NCBI's taxonomy places the organism in Eukaryota, Metazoa, Chordata, Lepidosauria, Squamata, Pythonidae.